Molecule: messenger RNA, 2417 nt
Organism: Ciona intestinalis (vase tunicate)
Lineage: Eukaryota; Metazoa; Chordata; Ascidiacea; Phlebobranchia; Cionidae
Source: RefSeq, a predicted model, not a curated record
CUGAACCACAACAAGCUACAACUGAACCACAACAAGCUACAACUGAACCACAACAAUCUACAACUGAACCACAACAAGCUACAACUGAACCACAACAAGCUACAACUGAACCACAACAAGCUACAACUGAACCACAGCAAGCUACAACUGAACCACAACAAGCUACAACUGAACCACAACAAUCUACAACUGAACCACAACAAUCUACAACUGAACCACAACAAGCUACAACUGAACCACAACAAGCUACAACUGAACCACAACAAGCUACAACUGAACCACAACAAGCUACAACUGAACCACAACAAUCUAUAACUGAACCACAACAAUCUACAACUGAACCACAACAAUCUAUAACUGAACCACAACAAGCUACAACUGAACCACAACAAUCUACAACUGAACCACAACCAGCUACAACUGAACCACAACCAGCUACAACUGACAACCCAUUAUCAGUUUACGAACCAACCCCUAUUAACAUAUUCACAUCCACCCCCACAAUACCACAGAUUGUUGUGGUUGAUACAGAUGCUGAACCAGAUGCGUUACAACGAGAGAACAAACCAGUAAACUACGAUGCGUGGAAGAAUAUGCUGAUUCUUAUUCAACAAAUACGUCACUUGUUCGAAGACAACAUAUUAACAGACCAGGAAAUAAUAAAAACGAUAAAAUCUUCAGUUUUGUCGAUAAAUCUUGACUUGUGUUCUCAAACAUUGAAAGAGAUUGAAGAAGGUGCUUGCCAAACUUAUGUGGUGGAACCUAAUGCACUGGGAGAGCUCCCAUCACCUUGUAUUAACCCUGGAGAUUGCCAUGAAGGGAUUGUGAAACAUAUUGAUGACCCGUCGUCGUUUUACGUCAAACUUCAUUUCUUGGUUCGUAGCGAACGGAACAACGAUUUUACAACGAAGAAAAUAAUCGGCGCGAAAGUUGGUUCUUUGUGUGGUUACUAUGACAACGCAAUAGAACAAGUUUUUAUUAGACGUGGAAUUGUGGCAGGGAUUAUCGAAAGUGGGUAUAAAGUUGUAGACAUUGACUCUGGGUGUCAGGUCAUUCUUGCACAGGACGAUAUUUACAAACUACCUGUCACUGAAAAGCAAGACCCUCCAUCAGCUAUGUGGUGCUCACUUGCCGGUGUUGGUCCCAAGUCAGAUUCCUGGGAUGCUGAAGCAAUUGCUCAAUUUAAACAUCUAUUCCAGUCAGAUGAGAAUGAAGAGAAAUCUGUGCGAGUUGAAUUUAUUAAACCAGCGCAUGGGGGGUUGACUGCUAAGUGGUUGGUGAAUGUGACGACAGGAAACAUUAACAUUGCCUCCCAUUUAAUCAACGCUGGUCACGCAGUGUCAACUUUCACCAACGAGAAUGAGGAAUAUAAAUACUCAAUAGAUGUCAGUCUUCCAGCAAUUUCAAGGACACCGCUUGGUGCGACGUUUACCAAGGGUUUUGAAGGAAGUAGUUUGAAGCUAUCGUCGCCGCAGAUAGAAGAACCGCCAAGCUCUCUAUUACUGAUGUCGGAUAGCGUCUUCACUGAAUCGGGUGAUUUAAACUUGGAAGAAUCGCCAAAAGUUGCCGCGUGGAGGAUUUAUGAGAGUGUCAGCGAUAACGUGAAUGAGGAGGAUCAAAAGCCACCAACUGUUGAACUUAACACAGACGAAACACAAAGAUCAAAUCCUGAAUCUGUUACAGAUUAUGAAAGUGCUGAUGAGUUUGUUGCAACAUCAAAGUCGUCUGCAACAAUAGAGAACAAGACUCCAGAUAUAGGCGAUGGUGAAGAAAAAGACAAACAGGAUGACAAGGAAAGCAGCAAAUUGGAUUUCGAAACUCAUUUACAAUUGGUCUCCAAUAUCAUAGUAAACGAAGGUUUGAAUAAAGCAACUGCUAUGUUCAGUAGAAUGAACCAAGACAUAACUCCAGAUAUAUUGUUUGGGUCGCAGCAAGAAAUUGUAACAAGUGAUGAUACAACAACAAGUAUUGCUGUAGUUAAUGACGAUGUCACUGACAAAGAUUACCUUUUACCCCGGCACAGCAGCAAUGUUGUUUCAGCUAAAUCAUCGGUUGUUUAUGAUGAUUGUGAUGUCAUAGAUGAACAAUUGGUUGCUUGUGAUGUCAUAGAUCAGGAUUGUCUCAAAUCUCAAGAUAACAGUACCUUUGUUCCAGUUGCUUCCCAUAUUGAUAAUGUUGCAAUAAAUGAACAGCAGAUACUGAAGACUGCAGUUGAUUGUGUAAACUCUAUCAUAACAAAUGCAUUGGCAUCAAGUGAAGUGAUAAUGCCCACCAAUGGUAUGGAGAAAGGAGAUUCAAUGCAAACUGUUAUCACGGAUGUAAAAGAAAAAGGUUGCCCAAUCCGUGGUGCUUCUGAUGGUGAUUUGGUUACAGAAUUUGAAAUAAACAUGGGAUAUCUAUGUAAAUUGCAGUGUUAA